AUGCAUAGUCACCAAAGUAGACCGCCAUCCAGACAUGGCGGCACAUCAGACACGGCAGGUCAUGUAGACACCUACUCCGAGCCCAAGUACAGUCAUCCAGACACAGUUGCCAGCCAGAAAUGCACAGACCCAAAGGGCAGCCAGCCAGAAAGGCACGGACACAAAGGGCAGCCAGCCAGAAAGGCACGAACCCAAAGGGCAGCCAGCCAGAAAGGCACGGACCCAAAGUGCAGCCAGCCAGAAAGGCACGAACCCAAAGGGCAGCCAGCCAGAAAGGCACGGACCCAAAGGGCAGCCAGCCAGAAAGGCACGGACCCAAAGGGCAGCCAGCCAGAAAGGCACGGAACCAAAGGGCAGCCAGCCAGAAAGGCACGGACCCAAAGGGCAACCAGCCGGAAAGGCACGGACCCAAAGGGCAGCCAGCCGGAAAGGCACGGACCCAAAGGGCAGCCAGCCAGAAAGGCACGGACACAAAGGGCAGCCAGCCAGAAAGGCACGGACCCAAAGGGCAGCCAGCCAGAAAGGCACGGACCCAAAGGGCAGCCAGCCAGAAAGGCACGGACCCAAAGGGCAGCCAGCCGGAAAGGCACGGACCCAAAGGGCAGCCAGCCAGAAAGGCACGGACGCAAAGGGCAGCCAGCCAGAAAGGCACGGACCCAAAGGGCAGCCAGCCAGAAAGGCACGGACGCAAAGGGCAGCCAGCCAGAAAGGCACGGACCCAAAGGGCAGCCAGCCGGAAAGGCACGGACCCAAAGGGCAGCCAGCCAGAAAGGCACGGACGCAAAGGGCAGCCAGCCGGAAAGGCACGGACCCAAAGGGCAGCCAGCCAGAAAGGCACGGACCCAAAGGGCAGCCAGCCAGAAAGGCAUGGACCCAAAGGGCAGCCAGCCAGAAAGGCACGGACUCCAAGAGCAGCCAGCCAGAAAGGCACAGACCCAAAGGCGUUUGGCCAAGCAGGCAUAG
Bufo gargarizans (Asiatic toad) is the source of this 963-nucleotide messenger RNA. Its product is annotated as basic salivary proline-rich protein 3-like. NCBI's taxonomy places the organism in Eukaryota, Metazoa, Chordata, Amphibia, Anura, Bufonidae. The coding region runs from base 1 to 963 and encodes 320 amino acids. The transcript has a single exon. The record is from RefSeq and is a predicted model, not a curated record.